This is a messenger RNA of Schistocerca gregaria, 4570 nucleotides long. RefSeq names its product transcription factor cwo (gene cwo). Gene Ontology annotation, cellular component: nucleus. NCBI's taxonomy places the organism in Eukaryota, Metazoa, Arthropoda, Insecta, Orthoptera, Acrididae. Gene Ontology annotation, biological process: regulation of neurogenesis; regulation of transcription by RNA polymerase II; anterior/posterior pattern specification. Bases 421 to 1950 code for a protein of 509 amino acids. Gene Ontology annotation, molecular function: DNA-binding transcription factor activity, RNA polymerase II-specific; protein dimerization activity; RNA polymerase II cis-regulatory region sequence-specific DNA binding. The transcript has 5 exons. The record is from RefSeq and is a predicted model, not a curated record.
UUACACGCCGUGCGGCUGCAGUCAGCUCUUGUGACUGCAACUUAUGCACCUACCGCGGGGAGCGUCUAGAAAAGUCCUUGCCUGCGCGGCGCUGCGGCGCUCUUGGCAACGUGCUGCAGACACUGGCGGCGCGGUCGCGUUGGCUGCCACGUGACCGCUGGGGGCCGGGCACAUGGCGAUCGUGUGACUCGGUGACGUCACUGCCACCGGCACGUGUGCCAAGGCGUGGAAACAAGUGACUGUUCAGUAGCUCGCGCAGCGCAGCAGUGUUCCUUCUUGGUGGUUGGCGUUAUGCAAUUGUACUUGUCAAAAGAAGGUUUCAGCAGUUUGUUCGUCGUAAACAGCAGCACAUUUCUUGCCACAGCAUCAGUUGCCUACAUCUGCUACUAGUCCCAUGUCAAGGAAAUCAUUUGAUCCACUAUGGAGACGCACGGUUACUGGGACGAAACGUCAGCGUCUUCUCAACAUCUGAAAUUUGAAACGAAUCUCAACUUUACAACUGCAGCAGCUACAUCAGAAGACGACGAAUUUAACUUUCAUAAGAAGAAAGUGUCAAGGGAUCCAAUGUCACAUCGCAUAAUAGAGAAGCGGCGGCGGGAUCGUAUGAACAAUUGCCUGGCUGACUUAUCACGAUUAAUACCAGCGGAUUACCUGAAGAAGGGCCGUGGUCGCAUUGAAAAGACAGAGAUAAUUGAGAUGGCUAUCAAACAUAUGAAGCAUCUUCAGUCUCUGGCGUGUCCUCAGCUAGAGAACUGUGACCUAGUGCCGGAACAUACUCAGCCAGGUCCAAUUGUACUGGAACAUUAUAGGCUUGGUUAUCAGGAAUGUCUGUCUGAAACUAUGCAUUUCAUGGUUGAAGUAGAAGGAUACUUUGCUGGGGAUCCUUUGUGUGUCCAACUUAUUAACCACUUACAGAAGCACUGUGACAAAAUACUCAAAGGAGACAGGAUCAACUUCCCACGAACAAAUGUUGCAGAGACAACAAGCACUUCUUCUGGCAGUUCUGGUGGUUAUGGGCACCAUUCGCGACCCAUCGGUGCAAGCUCCGGCCUCGGAUCGAGCUCUUCACCAGGUUCAGGAUCUGGUUGCAGCUCUGAUUCAGGCAACAAGGAUACUCCAUCAGAAAUGCUUACACAGAGGCAGACAGUUGCUCCAGUUCCCGGGAUCACUGUGGAAGACAGAGAAGCAGUCCGAUGCAGUCAGUUACGGGACAUGCUGCAGCAACAUCCAUCUGCCACUGUCUCCUCUUCAGCAAGUAUGCCAUCAGUUGAUCAGAGUUCAGCUCCUCCACUUUAUAAGUUCAAGAACAAUAUCAAGCAACGCUUCACAGCAGAACACGAUGCUUCAUCAGUGAUACCUUUGUCAGAAGUGUGUAAUGGCAGCAGUGCCAAGAGAGCACGGUACAUGUCAGAGAUGAGUGAAGAAACAGGUGGAAGUGCAAGUAACAUCCUAGGACUGCCUAUUUUGACUGCAGAUGCGAAACGUCGUGAUAGUGAAACGUGUUCAGUUCCGUCUUCUCCUCCGUCACCGAAGUACAACCCUCCAAUGUCUCCAGUGACAGACUUGACAUCUCGUGUUACACCUCCUUUGCCACCUCAGCCUUCACAACCUCGUCACAAGUCUCACAUUCCACAUAGUCGAGGAAUUCCUAUAUUUGCCCUACAUUCGAAAGGUUCUUUCUAUAUACCUCUGACUUUGGAAGCAGAGGUUUUGGCACCAUAUCUAGCUGCAAUAGGUGUUGACACCGAUAUGGAGAACAGUCAUGACAUAUCUUUGAAGUCUAUUGUGCUUCAUCCUGUAACUAUAUCAGUCAAUUUCCAGCAGGCACAGAACAAUAUAAAAAUGCAUCACAUGAACUCUUGUUCCUCUUCCAUACCUUGGAAGAUUGAUUCUAAUGGAUUUUCCAGUACUGUGUCCAAGUGGCCUGUUUGUGUUCAAGACAGAGGUUAGACUAUUAAAAACGAUGCAGUGAAAAGUUUCAGAAUGGAUGCUCUCAUAAUUUAUUAAGCCAGAACAAUGUGGCGACUGAAUUCUGUGUUGUGUGUGAAGUGUUUUUUACAAUAUUUGACAGAGCAUGUUGGUAUAAGCCUCACUGCAGUUGGAGGGACUAAUUUGGUAGGAAAUAUAAAGUAUAAACUUGUAUUAAUUCUUACGGUGUCAAGCACCUCAAGAUUUCUACAGACUGAUAUUUCUAGUUGAACUAAAGUGAGUAUACCAGUGAUAUGCCUUAAUACAAAGUAUUUCUGUGUACUUUAUGAAAUGAAUUUGCACUAUGUGUCAGGUAUUAGUAAGGAGUGAGUAAUAGAAUAAAAUUUUUGUGUACUGAUGAAUGGUAUGGAGUUGUCACAUUACAAGUUUUUGUCAGGAUCCAGUCACUACCUGAUUUACAUGAAGGUUGAAGUCGAUAAUUCAAUUAACUCUCCACACAGUAAUUUAAAUGGUUUGUUUCACACCUACAAAUGUUUUGUACAAAGGAAGUUGUUAUGUUACAUCAGGCAAACUGUUGUAGUGUAAUAUUUAUACUGUUCAGUUUGGACAUUUUACAGUUUUUCAGAUAAAAUCUUUCAUUUAUUAGUGGUAGAAACUUUACAUAAACUAUUUUCAAUUGUGCAAGAAGGUAACUCUUUCUUCUGUUUGACAUAGAAUGUGGCUGACACAAUGACAGUUUCAAAACUCCAUAAUAUAAAUUUAUGUUUAACUAUAUUUGACCAGCUUAGUGCCUGCUGCUUCACUCUUGUAAACUGUAUUGACUGCAUAGAUUUUUCUUAUAACAUGUAUAACCAAAUUUUUAUGUUGAUACACAUGUUGUUCAUGUGUAAAUGUGUACACUAUAAAAGAGUAAGUGACCCAUUAAUGGCUGCCAGUCUUUGGACAAUUAACAUAUUCCAGUGAGUUCAAUUCAGUUUCAUAGAACAAGUUUAAAAGAAGGAAGAGACAAAUUGGAUGAGUGGUUCUAUGGUCUUCAGCCGGUACUGAAAUCUCUCAUCUCAAACGGAUAAUCCAGUACAUGGAAUCCCAGUUAAACAUGGUAUCUAUUUUAUCAUCAGUAAAGAUUAGUUUGUAUAGUAAUUACAAAGAAAGUAAUUUUUUAGACAUAUACUUACUCCACUGAAAAAUGUCAAUUUCGUUUUCUAUGCAAUUCUGAUAAAGCCGAUUUGGUUGAUGGGUGCUAAAUAGCUUUAUUUUAUUUAGUUCGCAAAUUGCAACACCUUCUAAAUUUUUCACACUAAUUAAGGCUAUAGAAACAUGGUCUUUUCCAAAUGUAUGUAUGAUGAAAAAGCGAUUCUGGUACCUGGAGUCCAAGGUCUUGAAUCUCACAUAACUAUUGCUGGCAGUCUUAUAUUUGUAGAAUCACAUUCUUUUUGGAUUUAGCUCAGAAAAAAGUGGUAGUUGUAGAAAAUGAAAGGCAUUUCCAUGAAAAUUUGGUAUGAACAAAUUGCUAUUCUAUGUGUAUUGGUACCUGAAUUCAUACUUGGGCAAUAAAUCAUAGUUUUGUGCUUUGGAUUGGUCCACACCAUUGCAAAAUGUUUACUGGUCAUUAGUUGUGGGAGAUUUACCUCAUUUCUCUUGUGUGCCCAGCAUCUGUUCAUUUCUGCCUAGCUGGGAAGUAGGAAACCUGAAGUACGAGACAGAGCUUGAUGUCUUGGUUGUUUUAUCUCAGUAUUUCAAAAAUUUAUGCUAAAUAACAAUAAAUGUGAAGCAGCAAUAGCUUUGGUUUUGUGAGCAGAUUUGAAACUAACACAACAAAUUAAGAGAGGAAAUUCAGCCUCCACAUUGCAAUUUAAACUGUUUAUUGGGUUGAUGUGAAAAGAAAUUUUAUAUAAUAUUGUUACUGAUAUUUAGGAUUAUUAAAUAACAUAGUCAGUGAUCGACAUUCCUUUCACAACGUGGAUUGUAUGUCAGCAGUGUAUAUGUUUUACAUAGGGUGAGACUGAUGUAACUUCUUGUGGGUAAUCUUCAGACAAUUUAUGACAGCCUUCCAAAACACUUUAUGAUUUUGUCCAUCUUCUGAUUUCUUUUUUAUAUAUUGGCAGCUAACAGUGUCAGUCAGUUCAAUUUCUGAUAAUUUCUCAACAGAAUUAGCACUUUAUUUAACUUCUUUCUGAAUAUAUAAUGUGCAUGAAUAGCAUACCCAGACAUUCGAAGGUAACAUGCAUUACUCAGGGCUAACCAGACUUUCAAACAGUGUCCAUUAAAUUUCUGUCAACAUACAUUACUGUACAAAAUUAUAACAACAUUGCACACUGCAAGGUCUGAUGUGUGUUAUUUAUUAUGCUUGCAUGACUUUUUUUAAAAAAAAUGUGGUGUGGACAUGAUACACACUGCUGUGUAAUGGUAAAUAUAAAACUGAUCAUUUGAGGCUGUGAUGAAAUAGUGACUGUGUAACUAAUUGAGAUGUGAUUGAAUGGAAGAGAAAAAUAUUUUUUGUUGAAAAGACUAAAGAUUCUAUUGUUACUAUAUUUUUUAAGUUACAAAAUGAAUUUAUUUACAAUAUGUUGAAAGUGACUGAGGAUUGUAAUUAAAAGGAUUUAUAUGUAAGUUUUAUAUGUAAAUAAAAGAAUGUUAACUA